GGUGUUGAUGUGAGUGUUGUUGGUGUUGAUGUGAGUGUUGCUGGUGUUGCUGUCCCAGUACACUGUGAACUACAGCUCCCAGCAGGCCACACCCUGGCGCGCCUGCGCAGUACGAGACGGAAGCAGUUUUUCCUACGUCAAUUCCGGUGAGGUGAGGUCAAGCGGGAGGAGAACGGAGGAGCUGAGAGGUCGGUGCGGUGAGGAUGAUCCUUAAAUGUGCUGCAUUUUGUGAAAGACAAAAGGUCUUCAGAGUUGAAGUGAACCCAAGCUACCAUGUCGAAGGUACAAAACAAAGACUCCUCCUUACGCGAGCGGUUUAAAAACCUCUUAGGCAUCGGUUCUCGGAUCAAUACCAAGCAAACCGAGUGCAAGCCGACAGAGUUCAUCAUCACAGCUGAAAUCCUGAAGGAUUUGAAUGUAGAGUGUGGGCUUCACAGCAGAAUAAAGACCAUCAGCUAUGUUUGUGAGCUAGCCAAAACCAAGAGAUUUGAAGAGCAUGCUGUGGAGGCAUUGUGGCAGGCUGUUGAUGACCUGAUGUCUGAUGAACAGCCUACAGAGGCCAGACAUGCAGUACUUCAGCUGAUGAAGGCUAUUGUUCAAGGACAGGGGGAGAGGCUUGGGCCCAUUCGCGCACACUUCUUUCAUGUGAUCAAAGAUUAUCCAGUCUCUGGCGACCUGCACGAGAGACUCGAGGUGUUCAAAGCGCUAACAGAAAAUGGAAAGGACAUCAUCUAUUUGGAAGAAGACCUGUCCCCCUUUGUCCUCAAUUGGUUGGAAAUUGGUUUGGAAAUUGGACUGACUGCUGAGUUUCUGGAAGUUUUGGUCAAUCUGGUCAAGUUCAACAGCUGCUACCUGGAUCAGAUUGUGGGUCAGAUAGUUCAUAAAAUCUGCAUUCUUUGCAAUCUGACCAUCGUGUCAACAGAUAUAGAGGUCUCUCUGCAAGUUCUGGAUGCAGUUGUUUGCUACAAUUCUUUGCCUUCAGAGUCUCUGCCAGGAUUUAUCAUUACACUGUGCCGCACGGUUAAUGUGAAGGAAUUUUGUGAGUCUUGUUGGAAGCUGAUGCGCAAAGUCUUAGGAACUCAUCUAGGACACAGUGCGAUCUACACAAUGUGCCGCAUUAUGGAGGACAAGGUGCACACAGAUGAUGCUGCGCUGUUGAGGGGUGCAGUGUUCUUCGUUGGAAUGGCUCUCUGGGGAGCCCAUCGCCUCUUUUCUCUGAAGAAUACUCCAACCUCGGUUUUGCCUUCUUUUUACAAGGCUAUGUCCAGUGCCAAUGCAGUCGUGUCCUAUGAAAUUGUCCUGUCUGUCACUCGCUUGAUCAAAAAGUAUGGAAAGGAACUGCAGGUGGCAACUUGGGAACUGCUACUGGGUAUCAUCGAGCGAUUGCUUCAGCAAAUCCAGAUGCUGGGUAGCCAAGAGCUAUCAAUUAUUGUACAUGAGUUGCUAACUACUAUGGAGGAGUUGUAUGAACAGAAUGGAUACCAUGGUCCUCAUGAGAGGCUCUUCAUGCUGAUUGAAAAGUGCUCUGACAGAAGACCGGAGAGCUCAGUCCUCACGCUUGUGUCGUACCGAGCUCAGAGCAUUCAUCCUGCUCAACACUGCUGGCUUCAGAAUCUCCAGAAACUGAUGGAGAAGUUCUUCAGGAAUGAGAAUCGUAACACCAUUCGGAAGAAGGCACUUGAUGUCUUGUCAUUUGUUUUGAGCAUAAAUCGACAGCUGUAUGAAGAAGAGCUGAUCGAGUCCAUCGUGAUUCCCCAGCUUGGUCACACUGCAGAGGAUAAAGAUCACAUGGUGCGGAAAUUGGCCACCCAGCUCCUGGUGGACUUAGCUGAAGACUGCAACACCCCUCACUUCAACAAUCUCUUGGACAUCAUAGAAAAGGUUGUUAACCGGACUCUUGUUGAUUCUGUUGUUGUGGAGGCAGUAGAAAGUGAUUUAUCAUCUGAAGCUCCGCUGGAAGAUGUGAAGACGGCUGUCCUGGGUCUUCUGGAGAUUCUGCAGACCAAAUUGUACAGCUUACCUGCCAGUCAUGCUAGUCGGGUUUAUGAGCUUCUGAUAAGACAUAUACAGUCACACGACAAGCAGAGGUACACAUCUCCCAUUGCAAGCAGUAUUCGAAUAAAGGUGUUUGAUUUCCUUCUCCAUCUUCGAGUGGACUCACUAUAUCGUAUCGGCGUGCCAAACAAGGAUGGAGUUGUAAGAUUUAGUCCAUAUUGUCUCUGUGGAAGCAGUGAACCUGAGAAGAGAGGAUCAGAGAAAAAGGGACCAGGUACAGUUUCUCCACCAGUGGGAAGUCCUGCCUCAUUGCAGAGUACUACAAUCCGCAUGGGUUACCUGCCUUUCUCUCUGGCGUUCAGUGCUAUCCUGCAAUGCCUUAAAAACGAGACUGACUGGAAAGUGCUGAAGCUUGUGCUGGAUAAACUUCCUGAAUUACUGAAAUACAAAGCACUCAUACUGACUUCUCCGUGCAGCAUGGAUCGACUCUGCACUGCCCUCUGCAGCAUGGUUACAGACCGUCACCUGCCAGAGAGGUUACAUCAUACCCCAGAUGGUUUCUCUCGCACAGAUGUGCAGUUGGCUGCUGUCCCUGUACUGACAGCUAUCACAUCUUACCAUGGUUAUCUGGAUCAAGCAAGACAGCGUGAGCUGAUUCACUGCCUCGAUACUGGACUCAUCUACCGGUGUGCCAAACAGUGUGUGGUAACGCUGACAAUGUGCAUCAUUGAAAUGCCGGAUAUCAUGGUGAAGCUCCUUCCUGGCAUUAUUCUCAAGCUGACCCAUAUCUCUGCCACACUCACCAUGGCUAUCCCCAUGCUGGAAUUCCUAUCAACCUUGGUGAGACUCCCACCCCUUUACGCAAACUUUGUGGCAGAGCAGUACGUGAGCGUGUUCGCUAUCUCACUGCCGUACACUAACCCUUUCAAGUUCAACCAGUAUAUUGUGUCUCUGGCACAUCAUGUUAUAGCUAUGUGGUUCAUCCGAUGUCGACUUGUAUUUCGCAAGGAUUUUGUACGUUACAUUACAAAGGGAUUGAGGUCUAACGCGCUGUUACCAUUUGAGGAUACACAUGAGCCCAGUAGCUUUCGGGCACGAAGCACUAGCUUGAACGAGAGACCUCUCAAAAGUUCACGAACCACAAAGUCCCUAAAACCAGGCUUGAAUAAUUCCCAAAUUAAAGAUAUGAAAGAACUCUCAGCAGUGGAGGCUUUCCGGUCCCGCAGCAUCAGUGUCUCAGAACAUGCAGCCCGCAGCAGGAUGCAGACAUCCAUUACAAGCUCUAGUUUGGGAUCUGCAGAUGAGAACGCAGUGGCAGAGGCUGAAGACAGCCUAAAAACUGUGCACCUGGAGCUCACAGAAACCUGCUUGGACAUGAUGGCUCGAUAUGUUUUUUCCAACUUCUCUGCUCUGCCCAAAAGGUCGCCAGUUGCAGAGUUUCUGCUUGGAUCAGGAAGAAGUAACACGUGGUUGGUCGGUAACAAGCUUGUAACAGUAACAACAAGCAGUGGAGUUGGAACAAGAGCACUACUGGGGCUUGAUUCCCUUCAGAAAACAGAUGAAGCAUCAAGACAAGAAUCGUCUCAACAAGUCAAGAUGACCCAGGAGGCGCCCGCGAAACUGGAAUCGCAAACCAGCCAGCAGAUUGGGAAAGCUGCCCGCCUGCGAGUCAGAUCCAUAUCAGGUGGGCACCCGCUCCGUGCUGACUCCGUCCAGACGUUGAGCCCCCUGGUCUCCCCUUCAGACAGUGAAUUCUGUGGCCCUACAUCUCCAGCUCUGAAAGCACUGGACAAUCCAUCAGGGUUCCAGCGAGACACAGCUACCUCUGUGGCGCAACCUCCCACCCAGAAAGAAAAAGCCAACCUAGCCGAAUACGCACCAGUUCUGACUCAAGGAUGGGCAGAAGUAUACAUUCGCCGACCCUCUGGUAAUGCGAGUUGGCUACUGUGUCUGGAGAACCCACCAAGCCCAUUCUCCUCAGAGAUAAACAACAUGCCCUUACAGGAGUUGUCCACUAUGCUGCUGGUGGUUGAGAGAAUGACAGACCCACACCUGCCUGGUCCUUCCCGAUCUGAGUCUAUGCCGUGCCCCACCCCGGCACCAGAGGCAGCCAAGCAAUCACUGUUUCAGCGUUCCAACACAGUGGGUUCUUUCUCUUCCAAUUGCCUGACAAGCUCUCGAGGGAAGUUGCACAGGAGCAUUUCCUGGGCAGAUUCAGUUGCAGUUGUAGAGGAAGACGAUGGGCCUGGAAUGCAGUUGAAAGUUUGUGACUCUCCAGUGGAAUCCCAUGACCUUGACUUUGAGUCCAUCAUUUCUGGGCCAAUGUUCAUGCCAGCAGAGAAUUACGACAAAAUACAAACAACGUACAGCAGAUCAUCUUCAACUUCCAGCCAAGAGGAAGACAAAUCCGCCCAGCCUGAGGACAGUGGGAUAAUGGGAAUUCCAGGUGAGAGAGGCUUGCCACUUUCUGCAGCUGUGGAUCCUUUGGAGGAAGAAUUCAGCUUUGAGCACACUCAGGUUCUCAACAAGUCCAGCUCCUCCCCUGAGCUGCAGAACCUGCAGGAAGCCACGGAAAUGCAUGGCAAAGAGGGAGUCUCUGGCAAAUCUACAGCUGAAGGGAAGCCAAGCAGACGCUCGGGGAGUAUUGAAGAAGAAGGUUCUUCGAGCAGUAAAUUGGAAGUGAAUGAUAACAACAUGGGGAGCAAGCCAGACAUUUUGCCACCAUCUGAGAAAAAAGAACCACCUCAAUCACCGAACCGCUACAGACCCAGGGGGCACACCAUCUCUGAUUCCGCUCCAUCGAGGAGGGGGCGGAAGAUAGAGAGGGAUACUUUUCAUAACCGCUCAGCAGCUUCAAAUUCAGAGAAAAUUAGUGGAAUAAGCCCAAGUUUUGUUUUUCUGCAGCUGUAUCAUUCCCCUUUCUUUGGCAGUGAAGCGAACAAGCCUCUCCUUGUACCCAAGACUGAGAUCACAGAACGCGCCAUUAAAGUCUUGGAUCAGAUGCCACCUUAUGAUACACAUAAGAUUGGUGUUGUGUAUGUUGGUGAAGGACAGACAAAUAACGAAGUUGAAAUUCUGUCCAAUGCCUACGGCUCGUCCAGGUAUGCGCAGUUCCUGACGGGCCUGGGGAAGCUGAUCCAUCUACAGGAUUGUAACCCAGAGCAGAUUUUUCUCGGCGGCCUCGACACGUACGGUGAUGAUGGGCAAUUCACCUACUGCUGGCACGACGACAUCAUGCAAGCAAUUUUUCACAUUGCAACACUGAUGCCAAAUAAAGAGUCGGAUAAAGCAUGCUGCAACAAGAAGCGGCACAUAGGAAAUGACUAUGUAGUUAUCGUCUACAAGGACACCGAGGAAGAAUACAAGCUGGGAACAAUAAAGGGUCAGUUCAAUUUUGUGGAAAUAAUUAUCAAAGCUCUGGAUUUCGAGAGCAAUCUGGUAACACUACAAGCUCGGAAGGUCAUGGAGGGCCUAGUAGACACAAGUGUGGCUAGAAUUGUGUCUGAUACAAAUCUCCCUCAGCUAGUCCGACAAAUGGCGUUGCAUGCAAAUAUGGCUUCAGUCGUGCACCACAACAGUGCCGUGCCUUCAGAAGCUUAUGCGUCAAAGUGGUUAGCAAGACUGCGACAGAUUAAGCGGAUCCGAUCCAAGGUGUACGAAGACAUGCAGUACCGGCAGAACUCUGGAAUCUCCUUGAUUCAGAUGCACUCCACUGGUCAGAGUAAAGCUUCUCACCAUCACCCCCACCAUCACCACCCACACCCCCACUAUCAACAGCAGCACCCUCCUCAUCACCAUUACCCAGCACAGCAGUCAGCUCCCAGUGCAGAAACUGGACAGAGGAAGAGGCUGAUGUCCACAGUGGAUGAUUUCACAGACUUUGUUUAACCCGAUUGCAUGUGCAUCUUCCUUUCAAAGUGUGAAAUCACUACAUACUGAAGCCAAACCCUAUUUUGGGUGUGCGGAAAUUUUUAUUUUCUGUCUCUUCCUCUCUUUCUCUCUCUCUCUGUUACUGCUUGUGAAGAAAAAAAAGUGCUGCUUUCUACUGGCGUCAACAAAGAGAAAAAAAUAACUGCUAGUUUUAACAACGUAGCGUUGCGUGAGGAAGAUGCCGAGAGCUUGCUAGAAGCCACUGUUAAUUAUGCUGUAAGGAAGCCAGGGUGGGGGGGGGGGAGUAGGGUCGUCAAGCUGUGACAUGGACCAAGUGUCCCGAGCAAACCUCCUCCAGGUUCGAUGUUGACAGAGAGCAAUGAAGAUAAAUGGAUAGAAACGAGGCCUGAAAUCUCAGUUCCUUUUCUGAAUUGGAAAAUUGUUUUUGUGACAACUGACUUUGUGCAAUUACCUGGCGGAAAAUGAAUGAAUGUCAUUCCCCGAACAUUUCAAAACGCAGUCGUCAGUGUUUGUAUGAUUCUAAUUAAGACUAAAAAUGAAUAAAUCAAAUUUUAAAAACAA
Messenger RNA from Callorhinchus milii (elephant shark), 6447 nucleotides. It is a transcript of the gene tsc2, whose product is annotated as TSC complex subunit 2. Gene Ontology annotation, cellular component: TSC1-TSC2 complex; nucleus; cytoplasm. Gene Ontology annotation, biological process: regulation of cell cycle; negative regulation of TOR signaling; positive regulation of GTPase activity. Lineage: Eukaryota; Metazoa; Chordata; Chondrichthyes; Chimaeriformes; Callorhinchidae. The record is from RefSeq and is a predicted model, not a curated record. Gene Ontology annotation, molecular function: GTPase activator activity. The transcript is spliced from 43 exons. The coding region runs from base 274 to 5883 and encodes 1869 amino acids.